Messenger RNA from Lingula anatina, 1382 nucleotides. Its product is annotated as putative methyltransferase-like protein 24. Lineage: Eukaryota; Metazoa; Brachiopoda; Lingulata; Lingulida; Lingulidae. The record is from RefSeq and is a predicted model, not a curated record.
UAAGCUACCACGUGGCACGUUUGCAACAACCGAGUGACGUUUCACAAAUAGAUAUUUUAUCUCACGUUACAUAGCGGACAUUUAAUUGACUUGAAGAAAAAGAACAAAAUACGUUAUGGUGAAGUUCCGCUGGACAAGACAAAUCGAGAAAAAUUUCACCAACUGCUUAACAUGGAUAGCAAUGUGUGCGGGAAUUUCUCUUCUUUUCGUCAUGAUAGGAUCAUGGUCCGGUCUGCUCUGCGCACAGGAGUAUAAACCGUCCAAAAGGACUGAAGGGUCACAUGUAUUCCGAAUCAAGGAUCCUGUGAUUCAAACAGACAGACUAGAAGGCAAGGACGCCCCAGAAUUUAUCACAAAUAUGAAUAUGUCGAUGGAAGCGUAUGAUAAACUAGAGAGAGACUUUUUCAGGUAUCUGAACAAUAUCCAGUUUGACUGCCGCAACCGUAUCCGAGCAGGUGGAGAUCCCGAGGGAGGCUGGGAGGUCUGCUUAGAUCCACCUUACGACAUGAAGAAAGAUGCCUGUCUAGUGUAUUCAUUUGGGAUAGCCAGAGAUUGGACGUUUGAUGACUACAUGGGCGAUGUUUUCCAUUGUGAAGUUCAUUCCUUUGAUCCAAGUAUAGGAGAAAAGGAUCAUAAACGUAGUAAGUACGUAAAUUUCCACAAUCUGGGAAUCUUCGGGCGGAACAGUGUGAUUACUAAAAAGAAGGUGCCAUGGACUGUGAAGACACUGGGUUCAAUAAUGAACAAGCUGGGCCAUCGCGAGAAAACGUUAGACUACUUGAAGAUUGAUGUUGAAAGUCACGAGUGGAUGUCCUUACAGACGGCCAUAGCGGAAGGAGCUUUGAGACACGUCAAACAAUUAGGAAUGGAGUUCCACAGUGCGGAACACAACCUCCUACAACCUAUGCGUAUAAGUAUAUGGCGGGGGUUGUAUCGACUAGGGUUUAGAAUCUAUUUUACAAGUUGGAACCACAAUUGCAGAAGGACAUCCAUCGCAACUGGUAGAACAAUUUUUACGUGCCAGGAGGUACAUUUCGUCAAUAUUAAUUUUAUGCAAGAGUAAUAUGUUUGAUAUUGAGGGAUUAUCGCGCGGGAGUAUUGCUUUAUAAUUUACGGAGGCACGAAAAUAAUGUAAUGUGUAUUUUAGUAAAUACACGCAUUUAUUUGAUAUUGAAUUAGAUUAAUCAAUGUUUUUUUCACAGAGAUCGCUUUAUUUUGAUGUUCAUUUUCGCCUCCUUUGACUUUUGCCAGGUGGUUGUACAUACUUAUUGAACAGCAUCAUAUGAAAGAUUUCGAGCGGAGGGAAUAUAAAAAGAUAUUAUUACGAGUUUUUGUUUUCCUACAGCCUAUCAUUUUCUUUGCCAAUUUGUUUAAUUUUCAGC